This is a messenger RNA of Megachile rotundata (alfalfa leafcutting bee), 2317 nucleotides long. RefSeq names its product S-adenosylmethionine Synthetase (gene Sam-S). Gene Ontology annotation, biological process: S-adenosylmethionine biosynthetic process. The record is from RefSeq and is a predicted model, not a curated record. Gene Ontology annotation, molecular function: methionine adenosyltransferase activity; ATP binding. Lineage: Eukaryota; Metazoa; Arthropoda; Insecta; Hymenoptera; Megachilidae.
GUCGAGGGAAACGUGUGUUUAUCUGCCGGCAGGUUCAAAGUUCGACAAGCAUUUAUUACUGAAAAACCAUCACUACCAUUUUCCGAGGAGUCAACAGAUUACGAAGGAACUUUCGAACAAAGGUGACGAGAAGACACGUGCGAAGAAGGAAAACAACGUGGAGUCCAUUCGAAUUGAAUUGAAUUCCGCGCCAACCGUCGUCUCCCGGGUAAUCGAGCGUCACGUGACCCGAAAUUAACCGAAGCGAACACGAAGACACCGAGGUUAUAAAUAGCGGCCACCAGGGAGCGGGCAGUCUCUUUUACUUUCCAUAGUGGAUCACAGUGCAUUUGCUCCGCGCUUGGCCGACUAUUAAGUUCCGUGGUGUGAUUGUGUUAGGGUUCGCUCGUGCGAGGCUAAAGUAGGGUGUAGAGGUCGGAGCGAAUUUCCUCUUCUUCAAAAACUGUUAACGACACCGAGGGUGAGGUAGCCGUGAACGGUACCGCAACACGUGGCCAAAGAGUUCGAAUCGCGGACGAAAUUGACGAGAAUCCCUCAACGACGAGCGCGAAAAGAAGGAAAAUGCCGGAGACUGCUCACCACAUGAACGGAUACGCGAACGGGCACACGCCGCCCGAGCUGCAACAGGAUACCAGUUUUCUCUUCACUUCGGAGUCCGUUGGCGAAGGACAUCCAGAUAAAAUGUGUGAUCAAAUAAGUGACGCAAUUUUGGACGCACACUUGCAGCAGGACCCUGAUGCAAAAGUGGCUUGUGAGACAGUGACAAAGACAGGGAUGGUAUUAUUGUGUGGUGAAAUCACAUCGAAAGCUGUGGUAGACUAUCAGAAAAUUGUUCGAGACACAGUUAAACACAUUGGAUAUGACGAUUCGUCGAAAGGUUUUGACUACAAGCUCUGCAGUGUACUAUUGGCGCUUGAUGCCCAGUCACCAAAUAUUGCAGCAGGAGUUCAUGAAAACCGUAGUGAUGAAGAAGUGGGAGCGGGAGAUCAGGGUCUGAUGUUUGGAUAUGCAACAGAUGAAACCGAUGAAUGUAUGCCAUUAACUGUUGUGUUGGCACACAAGUUAAAUCAAAAAAUUGCCAAGCUAAGGCGAAGUGGUGAAUUAUGGUGGGCGAGACCGGAUUCAAAAACACAAGUCACUUGCGAAUACGUAAUGGAUCAUGGUGCCUGUGUACCUAUCAGAGUUCAUACAGUAGUCGUAUCGUUACAACACAGUGAAAAAAUUGGUUUAGAAGAAUUACGGAAGGCAGUUAUGGAGAAGGUUAUCAAAGAAGUAAUUCCAGCAAGGUACCUUGAUGACCGAACAAUCUUCCAUGUUAAUCCAUGUGGAUUAUUUAUUAUCGGUGGACCACAGAGUGAUGCUGGUCUUACUGGUCGUAAAAUAAUAGUCGACACUUACGGCGGUUGGGGAGCUCACGGUGGUGGUGCGUUUUCUGGUAAAGAUUUCACAAAGGUUGAUAGAUCUGCCGCUUAUGCAGCAAGAUGGGUUGCCAAAUCUUUAGUGAAAGCUGGUCUAUGCAGACGCUGCCUCGUACAGGUCUCUUACGCCAUCGGUGUAGCGGAACCUCUCUCAAUCACAGUAUUUGACUAUGGUACAUCCAAAUUAUCUCAAAACGAACUCUUAAAUAUAGUUAAUAAAAAUUUCGACUUACGACCCGGAAAAAUUGUGAAAGAAUUGAAUCUUCGUAAUCCUAUUUAUCAACAAACCAGUACGUAUGGUCACUUUGGUCGGGAAGGAUUUACUUGGGAACAGCCAAAAACUUUAAUUCUCGAUUGAUGAGAGUGUAAAGUUUAAAUAGGUUUGACGUUUUUUUAUCUCGAAAACGUCGAUCAACUCGCUCUCAAAUAAUCUUAUAUCUCGUAAACGUUUGUCCGAGAUUUUCCAACUUCCGCGCUACAUUCGCCAAGUCUAUCGAUUCCUUUUGCCAACUUAGUACAUACUAGCAGGAAUAACAACACUAGAUUUUUUCCACAACAUGAGAUAUUUGGUAUUACGUGGUAUAUAGUACAAAUUUUGUUGUCCCAGUUGCGCUGACGAAGACACAGUCAUUUAUUUCCUUCAUAAUUUGGAAAAUGAAUAAAUAGCUCUAUCGAUCAUUAGGUGUAAAUGAAAACUCGACAAAGGGAAAGGUGAAUAAUGAACCUGUUAUUUGUGAGUCUGUUGCCUAUGUGCGUUUGUUAAUCACGUACCAUAUUUUAUUUGCCAAUAGCACGACUCAUUACUAUGGCUUGUAAGUGAUGUGUGUUGGAAGUAGAAAUGAUAAAAGGAACAACAAUAUCAUGGACGAGACAAUGUUCCGUUAUUGAAAAAAAAAAAA